ACAUUCACCACACGUCUCUCUCUCUCCUCUUCCGGUUUCUAAUAUCUACGGUCCAGAAAUACGUCCUUUUGCCUUCAGACUCUUAACAUCAUAAUCUCUCCCUUCCCGACUGUUCCUCGAUUUUACGGUCUGCAUAUAGAGAAAAAGAUUAGAUAAGAAGAUCGCAUGAGCAUGAUGGAAGGUUCUCCCACCACCAUAGCUCCCCUACUCCUCCGAAACCUAUUAACCUCCAUUUUUAUCCACGCCGAUAAUUCCCUUCUAAGCUUAUCCCAGAAAUACAAACCUCUCCAAGUUAUUCGCUAUACUCUAUUCUCUUCCUUUCUUUUCCUUUCACGUAUUCUUCCCUCUUUCUUUCCUUCUCUCAAUCCUUUUAAUCUCGAAGACCCUUUUCAUAAACCCACCAAAAAAACUGAUAACUACGUGCCCGCUUCUGGUGCCGGCGAUUCCGGUAUCGCUCGAGCACUUUCGCAGCUUUUGUCCCUUGUUAAUGAAAUCCCCGUCAGCUCUAGGAAGUAUGAAGUUGUUCGGUCUUUAGCGGAGAGGCUCAUUGACGAGAACAACAGGGAGGGUCUCGAGGCUUUGCGGGAGGUCAACCGUACGGCUCUUUCGUCUGCUUUUGCGAGGACUCUUGGACAGCUCGAAGCCGCCUUGGUUGACGGAGGGCAGGAGCGGGCCGGCAGCGAUGGCGGUUCGAUGUCCGGACGGGUUGAGCACCGGGUGAGCCGCGUUUUAAGGGCGGUUCGUGUUCUUGGGAAUGUGGUGAGAAGCCGAGCUGGAAGGUCGACGGAGGAGAUGAGCGGGUCGGACACUUCGGCCGAGAAGCUGGCGGCUGAGCUGCUAUGGUUGGCUCAGAAGUUGGCAGCUUGUGGGUGCGCGGAAGAAGCUGUUCGGAGAUGGGCAAGUGCUCCUAAUUUGGCUUGGCUGGCUCUAUGGGCUGAGCCGCGGCUGCAGGGUUCCCUCGUCAAGAUAUCAGCAUUCUUGUUCGAGCAAGUCAAAGAUCUGGAAGUGGACGAAACUGAAGAAGUCAAGAAGGAGCAGCAAAGGCAGACAAAGAUGAUGAUGCUGAUGUCGUGGCUACCACUGCUAUGUAGAGCAAGCAAUGGCACGGAUGUCCCUGUUCUGAGCAUCCGCGAAAGAGCCGAACUGGAGAUUGUGUUGGAGGAGACCAUAGAGCUUUUGGAGCAGCAGGAGCAGGAGCAGGUUUUCUCUCUGUGGCUCCACCACUUCACGCGUUGCCCCUCCUCCGACUGGCCAAACCUCCAUGCCUCCUAUACUCGCUGGUGCAAUGCUUCUCGAAGGCUCCUUGUCAUCCAAUGAAAUUAACGGCAUAAAGUAAAUAUAUAUAUAUAUAUAUAUAUAUAUGCUCAAGAGACGACAUAAUUAAUUAUAUUGUUAAUUUGCCGAGUAUUUUUAUUAUUUCUUAAUUUAAGUACUGGUAAUUAAAUUGAAUGUACAGCUAUUUAAUUAAGGCUAUGUACAGGACUAUGUUAUUACG
This is a messenger RNA of Juglans microcarpa x Juglans regia, 1495 nucleotides long. RefSeq lists its product as uncharacterized. The transcript is spliced from 2 exons. NCBI's taxonomy places the organism in Eukaryota, Viridiplantae, Streptophyta, Magnoliopsida, Fagales, Juglandaceae. The record is from RefSeq and is a predicted model, not a curated record. Bases 166 to 1317 code for a protein of 383 amino acids.